Messenger RNA from Ostrinia furnacalis (Asian corn borer), 2030 nucleotides. RefSeq names its product Chitinase 2 (gene Cht2). The coding region runs from base 177 to 1700 and encodes 507 amino acids. The transcript has 9 exons. Gene Ontology annotation, biological process: chitin catabolic process; carbohydrate metabolic process. Gene Ontology annotation, molecular function: chitinase activity; chitin binding. NCBI's taxonomy places the organism in Eukaryota, Metazoa, Arthropoda, Insecta, Lepidoptera, Crambidae. Gene Ontology annotation, cellular component: extracellular region. The record is from RefSeq and is a predicted model, not a curated record.
UAACCACAGUCGGUAAUGUCGCGGUAGCGCGACGACGUAUUCCAAAUUCUAAUUCGAAUUUCUAUUUUUAAAUUCGAAUUGAAGUUCCUUUUGACAUUACAAAGGAGGUUUAAGUUUGUUUUUUAUGGAAUAAAGAGGUUAAGAACUCUUUGUUGGAAAAGUGACAGUUGAACAAAAUGGCGCGAAGGGAAAUUCUGUUAUUUUUCGUUGUUUGCGCCAUGGCGUCGGUUUUGGACGGCCAGACCUUGGGAGGUCCAAUGCACGACAAGGCGGUGGUCUGCUACGUAGCCUCCUGGGCAGCGUACCGUCCUGGCAACGGGGCGUUCACAAUUGAAAACCUGGAGCCUUCCCUGUGCACCCACUUGGUGUACUCCUUCGCUGGAUUGGACAAUGAGAAAGGCACCAUAAAGAGCUUAGAUGCAUGGCAAGACCUGGAAGUAGAUUACGGCAAAGCAGGCUACAAGCGUCUGGUAGGCCUGAAGAAGCGGUACCCACACUUGAAGGUCACCAUCGCCAUCGGAGGCUGGAACGAGGGCUCGGCCAAGUACUCCACCAUGGCUGCUACAAGGGAGUCCAGGCAGAAGUUUAUUGACAGCGUUAUGGUGUUCUUAGACCAGUACAAAUUCGACGGUCUUGACUUGGAUUGGGAGUACCCAGCUCGCAGAGACGGCAGGCCUGAGGACAAGGCUAACUACGUGGCGCUUGUAAAGGAGCUGAGCGAAGCCUUCAAGCCUCGAGGGUACAUCCUAACAGCAGCUCUUGGAGCGGGCAAGGACACCAUGGACGCUGCAUACGACCUGCCCAAGCUGAGCCGUUACCUGGACUUGUUGCACAUGAUGUGCUAUGACUACCAUGGGACAUGGGACGGGACAGUUGGAGCUAAUGCUCCUUUAAGGGGCACUGCUGAAGAAGAUGUCCUUAGUGUGGAAUACACAAUCAAGUACAUGAUCGAGCACGGAGUGAGCCCUUACAAGUUGGUGCUCGGUCUGCCGAUGUACGGACGAACCUUCCUGCUGAAGGAUGCCGCGACUCGAACCAUCGAGUUCGGGAAGACGCCAGCGCAAGCAACUGGGUUCAAGGGACCUUUCACGGGAGAAGCUGGUUUCAUGGGAUUUAAUGAGAUCUGUCAAGAGAUCUCCAACACGUCCUCCAAGUGGACGCACCACUGGCACGACCAGUCCUCCACGCCCUACCUCCGGGAUGGGGAAAGGAUCAUUACCUACGACAACGCCAGGUCCAUCGCUAUCAAAGUCAAAAUGGCCAACGACUACGGCCUGGGCGGUCUCAUGGUGUGGAGCAUAGACACCGACGACUUCAAAGGCAUCUGCGAGAAAGAGACCGACGCGUACGUCGACUUCGUGGACCGCUACAACCAAAUUAAAGACGAUCCUGUCAUGACUGAGGCCUUGAAGACCCUAAACCUUGCUGAUGCAAGCCGAAUCAGCAAGAGAACUCACUACUCCGUUUCCAACGGGCAACUGCACCUUCGUCUACCAGAAUCCCAGUACACCAACUACCCUCUCAUGGAGACCAUAAACGACGCCGCCAUGUUGGCUAUGGAAGAGAAGAGGAUCAUGGAUGAGAUGGACAGGAUUACGAAGGAGAACGAGAUAGAUGAUGAUAAGACGAAGCCGGGAGCUGGAAGUAGAAUGGCGAGUUCCAUGGCUGUGAUUUUAUGUUGUUUGUUGGCUUGGUUUUAGAUAUUCUAGGUGAGUUUUUUGUUCUGGCAGAUCUAUAUUGUUCUGGCUGAUCUAUGUAUGUUGUUCUGGCUGAUCUUUAUUGUUCUGGCGAAUCUAUAUUGUUCUGGCUGGAAUUAUAGAAAUUCUGGCAAAAUUAAUAAGGUUCUGGCAAAUUUAAAAAUUUUGGCAGAAUAAUUCUAGCUGAGUGUUGGUUUAUUCUGGCUGUUUCUGUCUGACGCCCGUAUUCACAAAAGAUACUUGCUUAUGUAAAGCAUCAAAUCAAACGCACAGCGUUAAAUAAAGCUCUGUGAUUGGUUCGUGUGUCACCCUGUGCGUCCACGCGCACUGUGA